This is a messenger RNA of Paramecium octaurelia, 1966 nucleotides long. The record is from the annotation of a GenBank genome assembly. NCBI's taxonomy places the organism in Eukaryota, Ciliophora, Oligohymenophorea, Peniculida, Parameciidae.
AUGUCAAAAGGCUUAAAGUGGAAUCAAAAGAGAAUUGAAAAUAUGAAAGAUGACCAAAUUAAAGUACGCAAUAUGAUCCUUAUAAAAGAUUUGAUUAAUUCAGAUAUAGAAAUAAUUGAGGUAAUUUAAUUAUUGUUUGUUAUGAACUCCGGUGAAAUUAUUUAAAACAUGAACGACGAUACUUCUCUUUCAUCUGAGGAUGAGGAAUAGACCUCCAAGAUUAUUGAGAAUGAUCCUACGGGUCGUUUUAGUAAGGUAUUGAAAAUACUAUAUUUUUUAGUACAACGAGGAGAUCGGGAAAGGAGCAUACAAGAGCGUUUAUAGAGGUUACGACAAUGAAAGCGGAUGCGAAGUUGCAUGGAAUGUGUUUUAAUUGAUGAAUGUUUCUGGGGGUAUUUUAAAAUCUAGAAUAGUUGUAGAUGAAAUAAGAAGAGCCAAGCAGGAGAUUGCAAUAUUGAAAACAUUGAAACACAAAAACAUCAUCAGUUUUGUUCAUUCGUGGUAGAGCAAAUCUAAAAAGGAAAUCGUUUUUAUCACCGAAAUUGUUAAUGGAGGUUCGUUGAAAAAGUAAGUUCCACAAGAUUAUGAGUUAGUUACCUAAGAAGAAUCACGAGACCCAAACUCAAAGUCAUCAGAUAUUGGUGUAAACAGAUUCUGGAAGGAUUGGAAUACAUGCAUCAAUAAAACAUAAUCCAUCGAGACUUGAAAUGCGAAAAUAUAUUGAUUGACACCAAUAAUAACGAAUUGAAAAUCGGGGAUCUUGGAUUGUCAAUCUAGUAAUCAUAUAACAUUAAAUAAGAGAAUGCAAUCAAAUAAUACGAGUUCAGUAUUGGGAACUCCAGAAUUUAUGGCACCUGAAAUUUAUCAUGGAAAUUAUGACACAAAGGUUGACAUCUAUGCAUUCGGCAUGUGCAUUCUUGAAAUUGUGACCGGCAUGAAACCUUUUUGCGAGUGCAAAGGCGGAACUGCUCAGAUCAUCAAGAAAGUGAUGGAAGCACAAAAGCCUUAGAGUUUGGAGUGCAUAUUGAAUGAAAAAAUUAAGACCAUCAUUUUGGAGUAAAAAGCACAUCAUUAAUUUAGAUGUCUUAAACCUGCAACUGAGAGACCCACAGCGACCUAACUCUUACAACAAUACUUUUCAUCAAGCAACAACGACGAGGACAACUCUCCUGUCCAAUUGAAUGAGUCUCUCCUUAAUCAAAUCUCCCAUGAUAGCAAAAGUACUUUGUAUCUCCAUUUUGUAGAUUCUUCCUUUUUCAAGAACAACUUAUCUAAAAACAUCAGCGAACUCAAAGGAACUACUAAUAAUCACAUUAAUAAUAACCUUACCAACUAAACUAAUAAACUCAUCUCUUUCCAGGAAUUCAACCCUAAUUCAAUGAAACAAUCUGAAGUAAGACUUUGUGAAUAAUAAAAUAAGUUAAGCAUUGAUACUGUAGAAGAUUUCUCAAUUGAAUAAUAAUUUGGCAAACAAUAUAAAGAAUACUAUGUAUCUAAUUUAAGUUUAUUCCUCUAGAUCACUCAAAAUGACGAAACCUUACAAGACUUAGAAUAAAGACAAGAGAGAGAAUUGCAAUUAUUGCUUGCAUUGCACAAACAACAAAAGGCUGAUCUCUCGACCAAACUCCAGUAAACCAACAGAACUACAAUUCCAUAUGGAUCUGGGUUUUUGUCACCAAAGUCCUUCUCCACAUUGUUUGAGUUCAAUAAUGAGUAGCUGCAACAGUUACAGGGCAACUAAUAAUAAUAAUAGUUACAUCAAUCGCAGAUUCUUAGGGUGUUUCCUGUGAAUGAUAUCACGCCUUCUGAAGAAAAUGGAAGGAAACCAAACAGCAAAGAAGAUGAUUUGGGCAUUACUUAAUCAGUAAGACUGAAUUUUAUCUAUUAGAAACAACAAUGUAAAUUUUCUACAGACGUUGUAAUGUAAUCAAAAGCUUAAAGUGUUAGAACAACUAUUUAAGGUUGA